Molecule: messenger RNA, 1280 nt
Organism: Hemibagrus wyckioides
Lineage: Eukaryota; Metazoa; Chordata; Actinopteri; Siluriformes; Bagridae
Gene: tmem35
Product: transmembrane protein 35
Exons: 2
Coding region: 98-580 (160 amino acids)
Biological process (GO): positive regulation of protein localization to cell surface; chaperone-mediated protein complex assembly
Cellular component (GO): endoplasmic reticulum
Molecular function (GO): acetylcholine receptor regulator activity
Source: RefSeq, a predicted model, not a curated record
GAUAGCCCCUCCCCCUCAGCAUCUUCAUGAGGACAGUAAGGAGACCGGACACAACGGAUGUUAGACGAAGCUGGACUUUUGGUAGUCUUGACCGAAUAUGGCCUCGCCGAGAACAAUAACUAUCGUCGCUCUUUCUUUUGCACUAGGCCUGUUUUUUGUCUUCAUGGGAACAAUUAAACUUACACCGCGAUUAAGCAAAGAUGCCUACAGUGAAAUGAAAAGGGCAUAUAAGAGUUACGCAAAGGCUCUGCCAGGUUUGAAGAAGCUGGGCAUCACCUCAGUGCUUCUGCGCAAAAUCAUCGGCACUGUGGAAGUGGCAUGUGGUGUGGUCCUGACACUUGUGCCUGGAAAACCGAAGGAUGUUGCAAACUUCCUGCUGCUGCUGGUCAUGCUAGCUGUGCUCUUCUUUCACCAGUUAGUUGGUGAUCCACUGAAGCGAUAUGCUCAUGCACUGGUGUUUGGGAUCCUACUUACCUGCCGCCUACUGAUUGCACGCCAGAGUGAUGACCGACCUGAGAGAGAGGAACGACGAGAAGAACAGGUCAAUGCUCAGGAAAAGAACAAAAUCAAAGUGUCUUAGCUUCUCCGUUUUGACUGUAGGAAAUGCAAAACAAUGUGGACAUUUCCUGAAUAUCAUAUAUGCUAUGGCAAGUAAAAGAUGGUCACUACAAAAAGUGAUUUAUGUUCUUUAUGCCCAUACAAGCUAUCCAACCAUACAGUUCUUUUAAACUUCAAUUUAAAAACCUUAAUUUCUAAAUACUGACCCUGAGAGUGAAGAGUCAGAGUAUGAACACCCUUAUUAGCCCCUGCUGUCUUUUAAAACUUGAAUUUAUGUAAUACUAUGUAAAGCUAAUAUUAUUAUUACACCACCAUCAGCUAUAAGGUCCAAUUAUUAUCAUUAUUACUCCCAUAGUGACUAUUUCUGUUUGACACCCUAGUACAGACACACAGUGAUUUCUUAAUUCCAAAAUAUCAAUUAUAAAAAGUGCUGUUCAUUAGAUAACAUGAAGAAAAAAUCAUCCUGCAAAACAUUCAAAGAAUAAUGCAAUGCAAAAAAUUUAAGACGAUGUUUUCUCAUGAUAAGAUUAGACUAUUUCUGAGCAUGAUACUCCAUUGGAUGCCAUCUUGCAGACGUGCCACAAAAUGUUGAAAAUGUAUCUGGUUUGUGUGUGAAAGAUUUGCUGUUUUGUGUUAGUAUGUGCAUUAUUUUUAAUGGUUGAUUUUUUUUUUAUUUAUUUUUUUUUUUUUUAUAUGCUUUUUCGUUUUAACAUAUUUGAUUU